GCCCGGGUGUAUGCGGCCGCCGGACGCGCCGGGGCCGGCAGCGGGGAAGCGGGGCGCCGACGAGCGGCAUGGACGCCCCACGGAGGGACAUGGAGUUGCUCAGCAACAGCCUGGCGGCCUACGCGCACAUCCGCGCUAACCCCGAGAGCUUCGGCCUCUACUUCGUGCUGGGAGUCUGCUUCGGGCUGCUGCUCACCCUGUGCCUGCUGGUCAUCAGCAUCUCCUGUGCGCCCCGCGCGCGGCCCCGCGGCCCCGCUCCGCGCCGGGACCCCCGCAGCAGCGCCCUGGAGCCCGACGACGACGACGACGACGACGACGAGGACACGGUGACGCGGCUGGGCCCCGACGACACGCUGCCCGGCCCGGAGCUCAGCGCCGAGCCCGACGGGCCCCUGAGCGUCAACGUCUUCACGUCGGCGGAGGAGCUGGAGCGGGCGCAGCGCCUGGAGGAGCGCGAACGGAUCCUGCGGGAGAUUUGGCGCACCGGGCAGCCCGACCUGCUGGGCUCCGGCACCCUGGGGCCCGGCCCCACGGCCACUGGCACCCUGGGGCGCAUGCACUAUUACUGACCCGCCCGCUCCCGCUGCGAGGAGCUCUGCGUACUGCACCCUGCGCGCCAACUCACAGCGGCCCCAGGCCACUGGGACGGCCCCGCCCCACCGCCUCCCCCCUACCCCAGGGCUCCGGGGUCUGGACCCCCACCUUCCGGGCUCCCCAGUCCUGCCAGAAAACCGGCGGGGAAGGCCCGGACGCGGGGACCCCAGCCCCCCUCCUGGGAUCGGUUAAGAGAUGAAGGGACCAAUGAAAACUGCAUUUCCAAUGA
Molecule: messenger RNA, 823 nt
Organism: Canis lupus familiaris (dog)
Lineage: Eukaryota; Metazoa; Chordata; Mammalia; Carnivora; Canidae
Gene: EVA1B
Product: eva-1 homolog B
Exons: 3
Coding region: 69-569 (166 amino acids)
Source: RefSeq, a predicted model, not a curated record